Molecule: messenger RNA, 3097 nt
Organism: Limulus polyphemus (Atlantic horseshoe crab)
Lineage: Eukaryota; Metazoa; Arthropoda; Merostomata; Xiphosura; Limulidae
Product: plastin-2-like
Exons: 13
Coding region: 58-2013 (651 amino acids)
Biological process (GO): actin filament bundle assembly; actin filament network formation
Cellular component (GO): actin filament; cytoplasm; actin filament bundle
Molecular function (GO): actin filament binding; calcium ion binding
Source: RefSeq, a predicted model, not a curated record
CGUUUGAAACAAAAAUUUGAACCCUACCCUCAACUACAAUGAAUCAGCAAAUGAGUCAUGUCACGUGUUAAACACAAACCUCUUGCGCAGAGUCGCGGACUAUCUUUCAUAAUGGCGGGGUCUCAGAAAAGGAACAUGAAUUUGUCUGAAGAACAACGUGAAGAUCUUUCAGUUCACUUUAACACACUCGACAAAGAUGGUAAUGGCUACCUUGACUUGAGCGAACUAAAGAGAGCGUUAGACAUUGUUGGUUUUAAGAUCCCCCAGUGGCAAGUAAGACAAAUGAUUGAUGAACUAUGCAGAAGAAAUUUCAACAAAGAAAAGGGACAGUUAAGUUUUGAAGAAUUUCAAAAGUUGUACACAGAUCUUAAGUCCAAAGAUGUUACAAGCCAGUUCAAAACGGCUGUUUCUAAACGUGAAAAUCUACAGACUCUUGGUGGAAUGUCGGAGGCCUCUAGUGAGGGGACUACACAUUCAGUUCGGCAUGAAGAACAAGUGGCCUUUUCUAACUGGAUAAACAGCAACCUGGGGGCAGACCUGGAUCUACAGUAUUUACUGCCAAUUGACACAGAAGGACGAAUGUUAUAUGACAGGGUCAAAGAUGGUGUCCUGUUAUGCAAGGUUAUAAAUCACUCUUGUCCUGAAACAAUUGAUGAAAGAGCCAUAAAUAAAAAGAACCUCACUGUUUACACAAAACAUGAGAACCUGACCUUGGCUCUGAACUCUGCCCAAGCCAUUGGGUGUAACAUCAUCAAUAUUGAUGCUCAUGACCUUGCUAAAGGCAAACCCCACCUGGUGUUGGGACUCUUGUGGCAGAUAAUUCGGAUUGGUCUAUUUAAUCAGAUUACUCUAGAGCAUUGCCCUGGACUAGUACAAUUACUCUUCCCUGGUGAGGAAAUGGCUGACCUUCUCAAGCUGUCGCCAGAAAAUAUUCUCAUCCGAUGGGUGAACUAUCAUCUAGAGAGGGCAGGUGUAAAUAGAAGGCUUACAAAUUUUACAUCCGAUGUGAAGGAUUCGGAGAUCUAUACACAUCUUUUAUACCAAAUAUCUCCUUAUGAAGCUGGAGUUACAAUGGAAGCUCUUCAAGAACCAAAUCUGGUGAGCCGGGCAGAAAUCAUGCUGCAGCAAGCUGAUAAGAUAGGUUGUCGUAGUUUUCUCUCUCCCAAUGAUGUUGUUGAAGGUGUUUACAAAUUAAAUGUGGCCUUUGUUGCUAACUUGUUUAACAAUCAUCCAGCACUCGACAAACCAGAAUUGCCUUUAGAAUUGGAGAAUUUGGAAGAAACUAGGGAAGAAAAAACAUAUCGCAACUGGAUGAAUAGCAUGGGUGUCAACCCACACGUGAACUGGCUCUACAGUGACUUAGCUGAUGGGCUAGUUAUAUUUCAGUUGUUUGACAUCAUUAAACCUGGUGUAGUAAGUUGGAAUAAAGUGCACAGGAUGUUCAGUAAAUUGAAAGCAUUCAUGGAGAAACUUGAAAAUUGUAACUAUGCUGUUAAUCUUGGUAAACAGCUUAAGUUUUCCCUUGUUGGGAUUGAUGGAAAUGAUAUUUCUGAAGGAAACCCAACCCUAACACUUGCUCUUGUGUGGCAGUUAAUGAGGGCCUAUACUUUGAGUAUACUGACUCAGCUGGCUGGGACAGGCAAUCCAAUUGUGGAAACUCAGAUUGUGGAGUGGGUAAACAUGAAGUUACAAGAUGCUGGUAAAUCCACUAGUAUCAGGAGCUUUCAGGACUCUGCAAUUUCUAAUGCUAUACCCGUCAUUGAUCUUAUUGACGCCAUUCAACCAGGCUCAAUCAAUUAUGGUAUGGUCUUGCCUGGUAGUGAUGAUGAUGAGAAAAUGGCAAAUGCCAAAUAUGCCAUUUCUGUUGCUCGUAAAAUUGGUGCUCGUAUUUAUGUCUUACCCGAAGAUAUUGUUCAGGUCAAACCCAAGAUGGUAAUGACGGUAUUUGCGUGCCUUAUGGGUCGUGACUACAUUCCAAAUAUUGGAGUGAAAAAUCAGAACCACAGUGAAUGAAAUAUCUUAAAACAAAUGUAUGCCAGGUUGUAACUACGACGUUUUCUACUUGUUUGUGUAAUGAAAGUCAUACAGUUGUUAGCUUUGUGUUCAUUUAUAGGAAAAAUAAGAUAGUGCUGGACACAUUUUCUUUAAUUUUGAUUGAGUACACUCAUUAGCAAGCAAUAAACUUUUGUCAGUGACUUGAAUGUUUUGUAGACACAUAUAUUGAUAAAUUUGUUUUCUGAACACAAUGUUUAGGGCCAUAUUACUUGGUAUUCAUAGGAUCUUUGUUUAUUAUUAAAAAUACUAGUCUAAAAUGUAUAAUUUCUACACUUCAAAGUAUUUUUCAACCACUUCUUAGCUUCAAAAAAAUUUCUCUUCAGUCCAAAAAUUAUUAUUGCUGUUGUAUUUAUCUAUCUUUUUUUGUUAAUUAUAUAAAUAGUCUAUUUUUGUGUGCUUACUUGUAUCGAGAUAUGUUUUAAUGUUAGUGUAGUUAUCACUACCUGUAUCAUAAAUUUACUUAUCCAUAUUAGUUAAAAUAUUUAAAAAACAAAACAAUCUUUAUCAUGGAUUAUACAAAAGGCUUCCUUAUAAUUAUAAUCUACUAUUAUAUAUUAAGUUUUUGCAACUUAUCAAACCAAUUGUUAUAUGAACACUACUCACAUUUAUCUUCUUGUAGCUUUAUAAAACUCAGUUGGCAAUGUAUGUGAAAUAACUUGUGAUGACUGUUUUGUUUAUGUAGUCAAAGCUCUGAACACAUUUUAUGCUUAGCUUCUUUUAAUUUUACUAUAAUCAAACUUAUCAUCUUCCAAAUAAUGAUGAUUAAUGUAUAAACAUAUUAUUCCAUGAUGUUUUUGUCUUCCAUUGAAGUUCGUACAAACUAUUUAUAACUUUAUGUAUGAAUUAAACAUUUCAUUGAUAUUGUGGAUUUCAAAAAUGUGUAACUCAAUAAUGCUAUUACAGCUUGGAAUCUAAUGUAUGCAUUUUCAUAUAGGAAACAACAGGAAAUUGUGUGACAACAAUGGUGAAUCAAUGAAUAUAUAUAAAAUAAUAAUUUGUUUUAUUACUUAUACAAAUAUAACCAUGCAUCUGGUACAUUUUA